AUGGGCAAUAGUAACAUCCUCGAGGAGAUCGCGGCCCAACGCCGUCUGGACGUGGCGACUGCCAAGCGGUCCGUGCCUGCUGAGCAGCUCGCACAGGAGAUCAGGAGGACGGAAGACGCGUACGGACCAGCGCUGUGCGUGCUCGACCGUCUCUACACGCCUGCGAAAAAAGGCUGGCUAGACGUCGCACUAGCGGCAGAGUUCAAGCGCGCGAGCCCCAGCAAGGGCGACAUCGCCACAGAGCUGGAUCUUUGCGAGCAAGUCAAUGCGUACGCGGAUGCAGGCGCUAGUAUGGUCUCGAUGCUGACGGAGCCCAAGUGGUUCAAGGGCUCGUUGGAAGACAUGAUGGCGGCCAGAAAAGUCGUAGAGGGCAUGGAGCAACGCCCAGCUAUCUUGCGCAAAGACUUUAUCGUCGACGUGUAUCAGCUGUUUGAAGCUCGUGCUUACGGCGCCGACUGCGUGCUGCUCAUUGUGGCUCUGCUGGCCCAAGAGCAGCUCGAUGAGCUGAUUGACGCGACCCACAAGCUUGGCAUGUGCGCGUUGGUCGAGGUAAACAGCGUCCAGGAGUUGGAAACCGCUCUAGCUGCAAAAGCCCAGUUGAUUGGCGUGAAUAACCGCGACCUCCGCACGUUUAAAGUGGACAUGGACACGACUGCUCGAGUUGCAGCUGCUAUCCGCGAACGAGGUCUUGUGCUCGGACGGGACGGCGUCACGCUCUGUGCACUCAGUGGAAUCCACUCGCACGCUGAUGUGGUCAAGUACGAACAGUGCGGAGCCCGUUGCGUCUUGGUUGGCGAGUACCUGAUGAAGAGCGGCGACAUUGCAACAACCGUGAGAAACCUUAUGCAGAAUGAGUCGCACCACACCAGAUUGUGCGACCUGUCCUUGCUCCCGCCGCUCGCGAAGGUGUGUGGCGUGACGAAAGUGGAGUAUGCGCUGGCUGCCUUGCGCAACGGCGCUAACAUGAUUGGCAUUAUCCUGGUGGAACACUCGCCUCGGUUUGUUCAACGAGAAGAAGCCAAGGCCAUUGCUACAGCCGUGCGUGAGUACGGUGAGCGCUCAGGCCCUAUCCUCCCGGACAUCUUAGCAACACACCUCGACGGCGACCGUGACUGGUUCGAUCGGAAUGUCUUGGCCUUGCGGGAGGCUUGCUCGCGCGCACCUCUGGUCGUAGGUGUGUUUGCGAACAAGACUGCCGCUGAAAUGAACGCGGCUGCGGAGGACAUUGGACUGGAUCUCGUGCAGCUACAUGGUGACGAAGGCUUCGAGAUUUGCAAGAGCAUCAAGCAGCCGACCAUCCGGGCGUUGCACCUGCCGGACACUGCGCUGAGCGAUGGCGUCGAUGCGGAGGUCAUUCUCCAGCAGGUCCAAAAGCCUGGCCUUGCCAACUACCUUCUGCUCGACACGACGGUAAAGGGUCAGCAAGGCGGCACGGGCGUGGCGUUCGAUUGGAAGAUCGCAGCCAUCUUCACUGGCGCGCGAAUUCCGUGCUUGAUGGCGGGCGGGCUCACCCCUCAGAACGUCGUGAAGGCUCUGUCGGUUGGUCACCCUGUGGCAGUGGACGUCAGCAGCGGCGUCGAGGUCAAGGGGUCUCCAGGCGUCAAGGACGUGGACAAGAUGGCUGCGUUCCUAAAGGCCGUCAAGCACUACCUCGCGGUUGCUGCGCUCAAGAUUGACGAGGAUAAGGAGGCGUAG
Hyaloperonospora brassicae is the source of this 1695-nucleotide messenger RNA. Lineage: Eukaryota; Oomycota; Peronosporomycetes; Peronosporales; Peronosporaceae. The record is from the annotation of a GenBank genome assembly.